Lingula anatina is the source of this 4311-nucleotide messenger RNA. RefSeq lists its product as uncharacterized. Gene Ontology annotation, biological process: proteolysis. Gene Ontology annotation, molecular function: cysteine-type endopeptidase activity. Lineage: Eukaryota; Metazoa; Brachiopoda; Lingulata; Lingulida; Lingulidae. The record is from RefSeq and is a predicted model, not a curated record.
UUAUGGCUGCAACCAUAAACAGACAGGUACAGUAGGCCUAUCUGUGGAUAUUUCCAAGCCAAGGAAUUCUUCGAGCGAUAAGACCGCAAUGUUCAGAAAUGAAGAUCGAGAGCAGUUAAGGGGGCACAUGCUGCGGACAGUCUUAAGCGUGAAACAGGAAUUUUAAGAAAAAUGAGUCUCGUCACCUCAGCUGGCGCUGAAACACGUGCAGCAGAGGGCGUGAGGGUGUGGACUGACCAGCAACACAGUGUCACCGUCCAGGGCCAAACUCAAAAGGUUGGAGGUCGCAAUGAUCAGAGGACACUCGGCUGCUGUCUGGAGGUGAAAAAAUAUGGCAUGGUGAUGCAGGUUGUCGGAAUCACAUGCAGCCACUGGUCAAUUGGCCAGCGUUGUUUUAUUCGGCACCAAGAGAGAGACAUCGAUAUUGGUGUUGUUACCGGCAGAUGUGCUGAGUGGACCGUUAUAAGUCUUACCGAUUCCUUUCUGGAUAUCUUGGAUGCAGGGCUGUGGUUUGGUAACGUUACGGAGGCCUUGGCAGGAGGAUGGGGCGGCGUACGACGAAAACUUCCAGUUGGUAGCAUAGUGAAUGUGAUGAAACAAGAUAACGUCGUGACGGCAAAAGUGACACAACACCACGAUAGAUUUUUUAACGUCUCCUGCGCUUCUACGGCUCAUUUCACAGAACACGACUGCGGCAGUAUUGUUGCAGUAAACAGCGUUUUAUGCGGUGUGGUUGUACAUGCCCCUAGUGACCAGGAAGCAGAAGUGGCCCAUUUCACCGCUGUCCUGUCCAAAGUUAAGUCUGAUCUGUGGUCACACUCAGAUUUCACCGUGGAACUGGCAACAGGAGCAACACGUCUUAAUGCUGAAAUUAAACCUGUGCUUGAAGUCGACAUGGCGGAAUUGGACAUGGCGGAAUUGGUGAAUCAUGCAGAUUGUUGCCAGGAAAGAAGUGCCCAGUUGCCUGCUGAUUCCACUUCGUACCAGCCACCUCCAGUUUCGUCUUCUGAUGAGACCGCAGAGAAGUGUUUUAAGCAGCUACUUUUAAAGGGCACGAGAAAGGAGAAACAAAUCAGACUAAUGGUCGUUGGUCCUCCGAAAGUUGGCAAAACACAUAUUAUAAGACAACUUUUUGGUCAGCAGUAUGAUCCGGAGGGAGACAAAAACACCAAUGGAGUUGUGGUCAACUUCGGCGCUUGCGUCAUCAAUGAAGAAUCUGCAGUAACUUGGAAAGCUAAAUCAGAGGAAGAACACGCAGUCACACAAGCUAGGUUGGUUGCGAAAAAAAUGAUUUCUGUUGAGGCGAAAGAGAAAGUGGCAACUGAAUGGGAAGAAAUAUUGAUUUGUCCCAAGUGCCCGACUGUGGUUGAGCCAGGUUUGAAAGUGUGUGAAAAUUGCAGUACACCUAUUGCAAGGAAAAUGCCGGAGGUGGCGGAUGAAUCAAGUAUCCAAGUAGACCGUGAGGACUGUAAUAAGCUGGAAGACGGUAUCGCUGAUGAUGACGUUUAUGCAGUGGUGUAUGAACAAUACAAGUCGAAAAUAAACUCUAAACCAUGCUCCAACUGGAUGCUAAGCAACUGGUUUAGUCUAAGAGAGGGUGGCAGCAGCCACGUUUCCGGUACCGAAAAAGACACGAUCAGAUUAUCAGUUUGGGAUUUGGGUGGUCAGCAUGUCAACUGCAGUAUCAACCAAAUAAUCCUCACUGGUAGGGCUAUUUAUUUACUGGUCGUUGACUUGACCAAGGGGCUUGACCAGCCAAUGAAUAUUGAGGAAACGGGUAUGUGUGGCAAGGACCGAGCUGUGGUAGGGGUUCCACGGACCCUUGGUGGUUUUCUGGAAUUCUGGAUGAGGUCAAUCCAUCAAAAUUCUGUUGGUAAGGGGAGUCUCCCUGAAGAAGCAAAAGAUAAUGACAGACUUUGUCCUUCUAUCAUCAUAGUUGGAACUCAUAAAGACAAGGUUACCCAAUCUACAAAAGAUGAGCGCUUAAAUGAAAUCCGCAAGUAUCUUGAAACAAAACCACAUUACGAUCAAAUACACGGAGUCUUCUUUGCGGUCGACAACACUGAUAUGGACGAUCCCGCCUUACAGGAUAUUAGACAAGCUAUAGAGGAGAUAGCUAAACAACAGACAUAUUGGGGUAAAAAAAGACCAAUUCGCUGGGUGCUUCUCGAAGAAAAGUUGCGUACCAUAUCCAAGGAAUGUCCAUAUGUGCAUUUUAGUGAAGCUGAAAGCCAUGCCAAAAAGUAUAAUAUCAGCAAAGACGAACUGUACAUUUGUUUGUCCUAUUUUCAUGAAAUCGGUGUGUUCCCAUUUUAUGAUCAUGGAAAGUUGGGGGCUAUAGUCAUUUUGGACCCGCAGUGGCUGUUCAACGCCAUCAAAACUGUACUCACUCUACCACAUUGCGAAUACAUUAAGCGUCAUUCUCAGACAAAAUCUUAUUUGAAAGAAAAGGCUAUACUGAGAGAGAAGUUCGUGAACCUUGCUUGGAAAAAUGACGACAGACUACUGGAGAAUAAGAACCUGUUGCUUAAACUAAUGCAGCGUUAUGAUCUUGCCUAUCUGUACACACCCAGAAAUCUAGACCUUGCGCCUCCAUGUGCUCUGGGGGAGAGACUGUUUUUGAUCCCAAGUCUUCUUAAGGUAGCCGAACCGAAGGAUUUCAUUCUCGCCGAUAACGCUGUUAUCAAGCCCAUUUAUAUUCAGUCCAAGUAUGACUUCAUACCCCAAGGACUAUUCCUCCGUCUUCUCGUGGGUAUGCAUAAAAAAAUGUUUCUCCAAAGUAACCUUCUAUUUGGCGAUUAUGCAUGCUUCCGGAUUCAAGCACCAAAUUCCAACAGUGCCACAGGAAGAGCCUCGGCCCACGUGCUUGAGAUGAAGUAUGACGAAUAUAGAAUUAAACUGAAAGUAGGGACAUUGUCCCCCGGCGAGAAAUUAUAUACGCCCUGCAAAUCAGCUCUGUAUGCUAGGAACAUUGUUGUACAAAAAUUUGAAGGGCUUAGACGUAAGCACUACCCUCAUCUGGAAUGGGACUUCGUGAUUGAGCUAAAUUCGUCUGGGGAAAGUGUUUUCGUACCCAUAGAUGAAGACAAUGUACUCCAACAAGGUUACUUAAUUUAUCAAGGACAAAGACAGACGGUCAAUACGAGUCUUUACUCGAUUUGGUUUCAGAGAGAAGAUGAAAAAUGUCAGGUGUUUCCAAAGAAAGAAGAAAAGGAACAAGAAAGUAAAAAUCAGGCUACAUUAAAAGCUGCACCUGUGAAAGGCUCAUCCACCCCUUACACAUGUAUAGGAUUGGAAGAAUGUGAAGAAGUUGAAGUUCCACCUUGCAAAGAAGACGUAUUGACUUUUGAUAGCCUAACGGUCUAUGACUGUUUAACAGAGAAUAGAGGAAGGGCUGUGAUUAUAAACAAUGUCAACUUUUACACUGAUGAUAACCCCAAGUAUGAAGAUAGAUACGGAACAGAGAUAGAUGUACAACGUUUGACUAAACUGUUCGAAAAACUACAUUACCUUGUUACAACAUAUACAAAUCGACCAGCUUGGAAAAUAAAUAAAAUUGCCUUGGACGAAGGCCAAUACGACCAUGGGAAGUAUUCUUCUUUUAUAAUGGUGAUACUGAGCCAUGGGUCUAAGAACACAGUUAUUGGUUCGGAUGGCGCACACAUUACAUAUGAUCAAAUACGACAGCCAUUCACCACCACUAAUUGCCCGUCCUUGAAGGGAAAACCGAAGAUGUUUUUUAUUUCCGCAUGCCAAAGCGACCAGAGUGCCAGCGGCUCACCCGAAGAUGAAGCACAAGGCUCAUCUCAGUCCACCAGAUUGAAUGCUCCCUCAGUUUCUGGCGCCAGCGGAGAUCCACCAGAUGAUGCUGACAUGAUACUGGCAACGGCCACCACCCCAGGCAAAGUGUCAUGGCGGUCCACUGAAACGGGUACCAGAUUCGUCAAAAGUCUCGUGAAAGUAUUCUCAGCCAAGGCAUGCGAGGAAGACCUGGCAUCCAUGUUGACUCAGGUUAACAAUGAGGUCGCCAGCAUGACUUCUGGUGGGCGGAGUCAAGUUUCUAACAUACAGUUGAACACUCUGAGAAAAAAACUGUUUUUUUGUCCUGGAUACUAUAUGCAGGAUGGGGAGUUGAAACAGUAUAAAUAGAGUAAUAAAAAAACCUUUAAAAAAACUUUGGGUAAAGAGAAGUUUGGAUAAGAGUUUUGGACACGGUGACAAGCAGCAGGGGCGGCUCCAGAGUUAUUUUCUGACAGUCUUCCUUUUGAUGGUCCAUCCUCCAUUUUUGACAGUCUUCCGACAGAAAAAAAU